UCAACUCUUUCAUAAUCACAACAACCAAAAAGUCGUGAUUUGAUUUUUUUUUAAAAAAAUCUCUAAUCACCACUGAUUAUUUUUUGUGGGGAUAUUUUAUGCAGUUUGGAGAGAAUCUGUGGAAAAACCUUGAGGUAAAAGUAGAAUUCCUAAAUAGUUUGCUGCCAGGUGGAUAAGAAUAUGUUGCCAAGAGGUGAUUGCAAGUUGCAAAAUUAAGUUGAAAUCAGUGCCGCCGCCACCGCCACCGCCACCACCGCACCUUAAAUAUUCAAUUUCUGUAUGAAUUUUUGAGCAUUGAAAAAGAACAUCUGUAUAGAAAAGCAGAAAGACGUCUCCGCUUUUAUUUUCAGUUUAAUUUAAUUAAAUAAGCAGAAAAUGGAGGUGAUGACCCAUUCUUCCACGUUCCUUCUUCCCAGUAACCACCACAGCUCCUCUGUAACCUACGCACUUGUCGUCCUUAACCGACCCCUCCCCAGAUUCACCCCGCUUCUCUGGAACCACGCACAGGUGAGGGUGUGUGCUGAUGGAGGUGCCAAUCGGGUGUUCGACGAGAUGCCUCUUUUGUUCCCUAGCGAUGACGCUCUUGAUGUUCGACAAAGGUACAAGCCGGACAUAAUCAAAGGAGACAUGGACUCAGUUCGGACAGAAGUACUGGACUUCUAUUCCAACCUGGGAACCAAGGUAGUUGAUGAAUCUCAUGAUCAGGACUCCACAGAUCUACAUAAGUGUGUAGCCUACAUACGGGACCUCACUCCAAACUUGGAUAAAUCGAAUCUCUGCAUUCUUGUAGCUGGAGCACUUGGUGGACGAUUUGACCACGAGGCUGGAAACAUGAACGUGCUGUAUCGUUUCUCAACCAUGCGACUAAUUCUUCUAUCGGAUGAUUGCCUAAUCUACUUACUUCCAAGUACUCACCUUCAUGAGAUUUAUAUUCAAUCUUCCGUCGAGGGUCCGCAUUGCGGACUCAUUCCAAUAGGGAUGCCAUCUGUGAGCACCACAACAACAGGGCUUCAAUGGGAUCUCAAUAACACGGAGAUGAGGUUUGGUGAUGUGGUAAGUACGUCAAACUUAGUCCGAGGAGAAAAAAUAACGGUGCAGUCCAGUUCCGAUCUUCUUUGGACGAUAUCCAUUAAGGUGUAAAGGCUAGCCCUAUUCUAUUAAAGAAGAGCGGUGGGACUGGUUUGUUCAUAUAGAAUUAUUAUUCGGAGGGAACGCUUUAUUUUAUGCAGUAUUAGCAUUCCUUUUUCCAGCCCUACUAGGCUUCUCCUAUUUUUGUACUUCGCCUCCAGUACAAUGAGGAAAUAAUUGUAACAGGUUUGCCAUUGUUUGGUUUUCA
Messenger RNA from Populus trichocarpa (black cottonwood), 1336 nucleotides. RefSeq names its product thiamine pyrophosphokinase 1. Gene Ontology annotation, biological process: thiamine metabolic process; thiamine diphosphate biosynthetic process. Bases 376 to 1140 code for a protein of 254 amino acids. Gene Ontology annotation, molecular function: thiamine diphosphokinase activity; thiamine binding; ATP binding. NCBI's taxonomy places the organism in Eukaryota, Viridiplantae, Streptophyta, Magnoliopsida, Malpighiales, Salicaceae. The record is from RefSeq and is a predicted model, not a curated record. The transcript is spliced from 6 exons.